CCCAUUGGCAGACGGCGAGCGGGCCGGAGGGCUGAGCAGCGCCGCUGCCGUCGGGCGCGCAGCUCUGCAGCGCCGCGAACGCUUCGGCGACCGCAGCCCCAGGGGCCCAGCGGCCCCGCAUUGUGCCGGGCCGGGUCGCCGAGAUCCUGGAGGAACGUCACAGGUUGACGGCUGAAUUCUGAAUGUUAACACUGUCCGAAGCUUGACCUCUGCAUGGUAGAACUAUUGUGGACUGAAACCAACCUUUCCAGACCCAAAAGCAAGACCUUGAAAGAGGCAAGGGCGUCAGUCCCAGAGACUAUGAUGUUCUGAAUUCUAGUCCCUCCCUCAGGACAUGAGCGGUUCCUUCAGAUGGCACCUUUGGAGAUCCUGACCAGGGCUCUUCUAUUUGGCCUGGGGUUUUUGGCACAUUCUCCCAGACUCAGGUGAUACCCUGAUGGCACCCUAUGGGGCAGGUGCUGACGUACGCCCCAACUCCAGCCACUGACAUCAUUGCCAGCCUCAGUUUCUAAAUGCCACAGCGCUCUUGGUCCAGCUGGGCACCACUGUUGCCUUUUAAGACCAUAAAACCAUGGGAAACGCAGAAAGCCAAAAUGUGGACCACGAGUUUUAUGGAGAAAAGCAUGCCAGCCUGGGGCGGAAGCACACAUCCCGCUCCCUGCGACUGUCACACAAGACGCGGAGGACUCGGCAUGCUUCCUCCGGGAAGGCGAUCCACAGGAACUCCGAAGUGAGCACCCGGUCCAGCAGCACCCCCAGCAUCCCCCAAUCCCUGGCCGAAAAUGGCUUGGAGCCCUUUUCCCAAGAAGGUGCCCUAGACGACUUCGGGGACCCCAUCUGGGUGGACCGAGUGGACAUGGGCUUGAGACCUGUGUCCUACACCGACUCCUCCGUCACUCCCAGCGUAGACGGCAGCAUCGUCCUCACGGCAGCCUCUGUGCAGAGCAUGCCAGACACGGAGGAGAGCCGGCUGUACGGGGAUGACGCUACGUACUUGGCUGAGGGAGGCAGGAGGCAGCGUCCCUAUACAUCCAAUGGGCCCACGUUCAUGGAGACAGCGAGCUUCAAGAAGAAACGCUCCAAAUCUGCAGACAUCUGGCGGGAGGACAGCCUGGAAUUCUCACUCUCAGAUCUGAGCCAAGAACAUUUAACAAGCAACGAAGAAAUCUUGGGUUCCGCAGAAGAGAAGGAUUGCGAGGAGGCUCGGGGGAUGGAAACAGAGGCGAGUCCCCGGCAGCUCGGCACCUGUCAGCGAGCCAACUCCCUGGGUGACUUGUAUGCUCAGAAAAACUCCGGGGUAAAGGCGAACGGAGCACCGAGGAACAGAUUUUCAGGCUACUGCCGGAAUUUGGUGUCGGAUAUUCCCGAUCUUGCAAAGCAUAAGAUGCCCCCGGCUGCUGCAGAAGAGACUGCUCCAUAUAGUAAUUAUAACACACUUCCCUGUAGGAAGUCGCACUGUCUUUCCGAAGGUGCCACCAACCCGCAAAUUAGCCUUAGCAAGAGCAUGCAAGGCAGAAGAGCAAAAACAACCCAGGAUGUUAACACAGGCGAGGGCAGCGAGUUUGCAGACAGUGGGAUCGAAGGCGCUACCACCGACACAGACCUCCUGUCUAGGCGAUCUAAUGCCACCAACUCCAGCUACUCGCCCCCCACCGGCCGAGCCUUUGUGGGCAGCGACAGCGGCAGCAGUUCCACUGGGGAUGCCGCACGCCAGGGGGUGUACGAGAAUUUCAGGCGGGAACUGGAGAUGAGCACCACCAACAGCGAGAGCCUGGAGGAGGCUGGCUCUGCGCACAGCGAUGAGCAGAGCAGUGGAACCCUCAGCUCCCCGGGCCAGUCGGACAUCCUGCUGACGGCUGCGCAGGGCACCGUGCGGAAGGCUGGCGCGCUGGCAGUCAAGAACUUCCUGGUGCACAAGAAGAAUAAGAAGGUGGAAUCAGCUACGCGGAGGAAGUGGAAGCACUACUGGGUGUCCCUGAAAGGUUGCACACUCUUUUUCUACGAGAGUGAUGGCAGGUCUGGGAUAGACCACAACAGUGUCCCCAAGCACGCUGUCUGGGUGGAGAACAGCAUCGUGCAGGCUGUGCCUGAACACCCCAAGAAGGACUUUGUCUUCUGCCUCAGCAACUCCCUGGGUGAUGCCUUCCUCUUCCAGACCACCAGCCAGACAGAGCUGGAGAACUGGAUCACCGCCAUCCACUCUGCCUGCGCAGCUGCUGUGGCAAGACACCACCACAAGGAAGACACACUCCGCCUCCUCAAGUCAGAAAUCAAGAAACUGGAACAGAAGAUCGACAUGGAUGAGAAGAUGAAGAAGAUGGGCGAGAUGCAGCUGUCCUCUGUCACCGACUCGAAGAAGAAGAAGACCAUAUUGGACCAGAUCUUUGUUUGGGAGCAGAACCUGGAACAGUUCCAGAUGGACCUGUUUCGUUUCCGUUGUUAUUUAGCCAGCCUCCAGGGUGGGGAGCUGCCAAACCCCAAAAGGCUGCUUGCUUUUGCAAGCCGGCCUACAAAAGUGGCGAUGGGCCGUCUUGGGAUCUUUUCCGUAUCAUCUUUUCAUGCCCUGGUGGCGGCCCGCACCGGUGAGAUUGGUGUGAGAAGACGGACACAGGCCAUGUCCAGGUCUGCAAGCAAACGAAGGAGCAGGUUUUCUUCUCUCUGGGGCCUAGACACUACCUCCAAAAAGAAGCAGGGACGUCCAACCAUCAACCAGGUGUUUGGAGAGGGAACUGACGCUGUAAAGAGAUCUUUAGAGGGAAUAUUUGAUGACACUGUUCCAGAUGGCAAGAGGGAGAAAGAGGUGGUCUUACCCAGCGUCCACCAGCACAAUCCUGACUGCGACAUUUGGGUCCAUGAAUAUUUCACUCCAUCUUGGUUCUGUCUGCCCAAUAACCAGCCAGCCUUGACGGUUGUCCGACCUGGGGACACUGCGAGGGACACCUUGGAGCUCAUUUGCAAGGCACAUCAGCUGGAUCAUUCCGCCCAUUACCUUCGCCUGAAAUUCCUAAUGGAGAACAAGAUGCAGUUCUACAUUCCGCAGCCCGAGGAGGACAUUUAUGAGCUGCUUUACAAAGAAAUUGAAAUCUGUCCAAAAGUCACCCAGAAUAUCCACAUUGAGAAGACAGACACGGCUGCUGAUAAUUAUGGGUUUUUGCUUUCUUCUGUGGACGAAGAUGGUAUUCGAAGGCUCUACGUGAACAGUGUCAAGGAGACCGGGCUAGCUUCCAAGAAAGGCCUGAAGGCGGGGGAUGAGAUUCUCGAGAUCAAUAAUCGUGCUGCUGCCACCCUGAACUCAUCUAUGCUCAAAGACUUCCUCUCUCAGCCCUCCCUGGGCCUCCUGGUGAGGACCUACCCUGAGCUGGAGGGAGGAGCAGAGCUGCUGGAGAACCCGCCCCACCGGGUGGACGGCCCUGCGGACCUUGAUGAGAGCCCCCUUGCCUUCCUCACCAGCAACCCAGGGCACAGCCUCUGUAGCGAGCAGGGCAGCAGUGCUGACACAGCUCCAGAAGACGGCGAAGGACCAGACCUGGAGUCUUCGGAUGAGACAGAUCACAGCAGCAAGAGCACAGAACAGGUUGCAGCGUUCUGCCGGAGUCUGCACGAGAUGAACCCCUCUGACUCCAGCCCGUCUCCUCAGGAAGCCACUGGGCCUCAGCUGGGAACAACUCGACAACUGUCAGAUGCAGAUAAGCUGCGCAAGGUGAUCUGUGAGCUGUUGGAGACUGAGCGCACCUACGUCAAAGACUUAAACUGCCUCAUGGAGAGAUAUCUGAAGCCUCUUCAGAAGGAGACAUUUCUCACCCAGGAUGAGCUUGACGUACUCUUUGGAAAUUUAACCGAAAUGGUAGAGUUUCAAGUCGAGUUCCUUAAAACUCUAGAAGAUGGAGUAAGACUGGUCCCUGAUUUGGAAAAGCUUGAGAAAGUUGACCAGUUCAAGAAAGUGCUGUUCUCUCUGGGAGGCUCCUUCCUGUACUACGCGGACCGCUUCAAGCUCUACAGUGCCUUCUGUGCCAGCCACACAAAAGUCCCUAAGGUCCUGGUGAAAGCCAAGACAGACACGGCCUUCAAGGCGUUCCUGGAUGCCCAGAACCCCAGGCAGCAGCACUCCUCUACGCUGGAGUCUUACCUCAUCAAGCCCAUCCAGAGGGUCCUCAAGUACCCGCUUCUGCUCAGGGAGCUGUUUGCGCUGACCGACGCGGAGAGUGAGGAACACUACCACCUGGAUGUGGCCAUCAAGACCAUGAACAAGGUUGCCAGUCACAUCAAUGAGAUGCAGAAGAUCCAUGAAGAGUUUGGGGCUGUGUUUGACCAGCUGAUUGCCGAGCAGACGGGAGAGAAGAAAGAGGUCGCAGACCUGAGCAUGGGUGACCUGCUGUUGCACACCACUGUCAUCUGGCUGAACCCGCCCGCCUCGCUGGGAAAGUGGAAGAAGGAGCCAGAGUUGGCCGCCUUCGUCUUCAAAACUGCCGUGGUCCUUGUGUAUAAAGACGGUUCCAAGCAGAAGAAGAAACUUGUUGGCUCUCACAGGCUGUCAAUCUAUGAGGAGUGGGACCCUUUCCGGUUCCGACACAUGAUCCCGACUGAAGCUUUGCAAGUACGAGCUCUGCCAAGCGCAGAUGCAGAGGCAAAUGCUGUGUGUGAAAUUGUCCACGUGAAAUCAGAAUCAGAAGGGAGGCCAGAGCGGGUGUUCCACCUCUGCUGCAGUUCUCCAGAGAGCCGAAAGGAUUUUCUGAAGUCUGUACAUUCGAUCCUUCGAGACAAACACAGAAGACAGCUCCUCAAAACGGAAAGCCUCCCCUCAUCCCAGCAGUACGUCCCCUUUGGAGGCAAGAGAUUAUGUGCGCUUAAAGGUGCCAGGCCGGCCAUGAGCAGGGCAGUGUCUGCCCCAAGCAAGUCUCUUGGGAGGAGGAGGCGGCGACUGGCUCGAAACAGGUUUACCAUUGAUUCCGAUGCCAUCUCAGCCAGCAGCCCGGAGAAAGAGCCCCCACAGCCCCCCGGUGGCGGGGACACUGACCGCUGGGUAGAGGAACAGUUUGAUCUUGCUCAGUAUGAGGAGCAGGAUGACGUCAAGGAGACAGACAUCCUCAGUGAUGAUGAUGAGUUCUGUGAGUCCAUGAAGGGCGCCUCAGUGGACAGAGACCUGCACGAGCAGCUUCAGGCUGCCUCCAUCAGUCAGCGUGCCCGAGGCCGGAGAACCCUCGAUAGCCACGCAUCCCGCAUGACGCAGCUCAAGAAGCAAGCGGCCCUGUCGGGCAUCAAUGGAGGCCUGGAGAGUGCAAGCGAGGAAGUCAUUUGGGUUAGGCGUGAAGACUUUGCCCCCUCCAGGAAACUGAACACUGAGAUAUGACUUAUUUUUUUGUCCCUUUAGAGAAUGUGUAUAGGUAGGUUGCUGGCCCCACACUCACUCUGCUCACCCUUCUGUGCCGUCCACGAGAAUGUCCCCUUAGGUCGCACUCUUGCACAUAGAUUUUGGCAGCUGACUUGGGUCUGAAGCCAUGUAGCCACCCACCUUCAUCAUUCUUAAUGACAUGAGAGAGAAUUGUUCAGAAUCCCAAAUAAGCUCGAGUCCUUUUUUCUGUACCAAGGGCUUUUAUUUAUUCUCAGUUCAUUAGGACCUGAAGACUCAGAACAAACAAUUGGUAGCACUGGGAAUCGCACUGUUCCCACCCCAGCAGUCUAAGUAUCAGAGUGACAGGAUGGCACACAUGGAUGUCACAUCCUCUCCCCUCUGAAUCCGGUCUCGUAGCUGGGGAACAACCACCUUCAGACACACAGGAAAACGGAACAAACUGAGACAUCCGUACAGCUGCAGUGUUGUGACUCCCCCCUCUUCAGUGUCUGAGAAUAUCUGUGUGUCUUAAGAAUGUGUGAGGAAAGGGUGGUCAUUUCUGUUUGAUGAGCCUUUUGUUAUUAUUUUUCUUCUGUUUAUGUCUAUAACUGGUCUUAUUCUAUGUCAGUGUUGGAAGCUCUAGUUUUACAGAGAAUUAUAAAGAUACCAAACUCCUGGGAAAGAGAUCCAAAUUUAUCACUUAGAGAAGGAAAAAAAGACACUAUUUUUUUGUAUUUUCCUUGAGAUGCAGGGGCACAAAUAGAAGAGAAUUUUACAGUGUUAGAUGUAACUCAGUCUGAAAGUAAGGAUAUAACCUUUGCUGAGUGAGUGGCAAACGAUGACUUUAUAUUUAUAUAUAAAUGGCCAACCGGAAGCUCAUGCUAAGAAUAAACAUUUUUUUCUGAGAAACAGAUUUUUUUUUAGAUGUAUGAAUCUAUAUUUGAAAUGAGAGUUUGGUUGGAUUACAGGGACAGGGAAUGGGGCAGUGUGUGUGUGUAUGUGUGUGUGGCACAUGGCAGGGGAGGGGAGCCUCCUUUUCAUGGGGUUGCCAUGGUGAUCACUAGUUUCCUUUCCAUCAAAAUUGCAUCUUCAUCCAUAGAUGACUCUCCCCUUCCCUGACAGUCCAUGACCGAAUCUCAGAACCUCUUCAAAAGCAUUCCUUGUGGUUAAUAUUCCCUUCAUGCCAAUGAAACAGGGUAAACUUGCUAAGGGGCCUAAUCUUCUAAAUGGAUGUCCAAACAGGAAGAACGAAAACCCAUUAUAGCACUUUCAUUUUUUUAAAAAAAAAGGUUUAUAGCUUUUUGUUCCUCCUCCCCAUUUCACGAUGUCCAUUCCCUAAGAAGGGUUUAAAUAAUAUGAAAACUUUCUUUUUGGAAAUAAAAAUAAAUAUAUAUAUAUCUAUAUAUCUAUUUGGUGUUUGAUACAUCAGUAGGUACUUUAAAGACCUGAAUUUUAUAGUAGCUUUAGCAGUUAUAUUUUAUAAGAAUCAGUUAUGACUUUAUAUUUCCAGAUAGAGAGUUCAGAACACAAUGCUCUAAGUCCCCGCUUGCUUUCCUGCUCUCCCGUCCUCUAUCCCUCCCCUUUUCGGGUUUCCAGGGCUUUGAGCUUGAUCUUUUGAAAGUUUUAUUCUAUUAAAGUUUUUGCUAUAUCUUCUGGUUUUCUUAAGAAGCUUUAGAAUGGUUUCUAUGCCCUUUGUAUCACUGCAUUGUUCAUAUCAUCUCGGGGUCGACUGCGUCUGGAUGGAAACUGAAGCAGAGGUGUCGAACAGUCACAUUUUCUGGUCUCCGUGCAACAUGGCCAUCGAAAAAUACUGGAAAGUCUGGUGCUUAGAGAGGGUGCCAUUGUGUCUUGUACAUAAGGUCAUGAUUUGUGUCUAUGUCAAAAGUUCUUAUAUAUUUCUUUUAUAAGCUGAAAGAAGGUCUAUUUUUAUGUUUUUAGGUCUAUGAAUGGAAUGUUGUAAAUGCCUGUCCAACAAUAAAAGUACUGAAAAGGG
Molecule: messenger RNA, 7322 nt
Organism: Meriones unguiculatus (Mongolian gerbil)
Lineage: Eukaryota; Metazoa; Chordata; Mammalia; Rodentia; Muridae
Gene: Tiam1
Product: TIAM Rac1 associated GEF 1
Exons: 29
Coding region: 572-5347 (1591 amino acids)
Biological process (GO): small GTPase-mediated signal transduction; positive regulation of axonogenesis; activation of GTPase activity
Cellular component (GO): synapse; cytosol; plasma membrane
Molecular function (GO): guanyl-nucleotide exchange factor activity; protein binding
Source: RefSeq, a predicted model, not a curated record